Messenger RNA from Aphanomyces invadans, 1489 nucleotides. Its product is annotated as magnesium-dependent phosphatase-1. The coding region runs from base 35 to 628 and encodes 197 amino acids. Gene Ontology annotation, molecular function: acid phosphatase activity. The transcript is spliced from 2 exons. NCBI's taxonomy places the organism in Eukaryota, Oomycota, Saprolegniomycetes, Saprolegniales, Verrucalvaceae. The record is from RefSeq and is a predicted model, not a curated record.
CGACAACAUUUCCAUCGAGCACCGACGAAACCCGAUGGCCACAACCGCGACGAGGCCAUGGACUCGCGUGCCCAAGCUCAUCGUGUUCGACUUGGACUUUACCUUGUGGUAUCCUGAAAUGUACGAGCUGGCUGGCGCCCCGUUCCGCCGUAGCGCCAAGGGUGUGGUGACCGCUCGCGACGGCGAGGAGGUGCAUUUGUUCGACGCGGUACAUCCUGUGCUCCAAGAGAUUGCGUUUGGCACUGAGUUUGCAGAAACGUGUGUGGCGGUCGCAUCUCGUACUACGUAUCCUGAAUGGGCUUGUGAGUGCAUGGAUUUGAUCUUGGUCCAGUUCAAGGCGUUGUCCACGUCAGAGAAGACGAUGCAGCGUCGAAAAGGUCUAAAUUCCAAAUGCGAAACCCUGGCCAACCUCGUGCAGUACCAAGCCAUUUACCCGACCAACAAGCGCGUGCACUUCAAGCAACUGGCCGAUGACAGCGGCGUUGCUUUCAGCGACAUGCUCUUCUUCGACAACGAGUACAGCAACAUUCGAGAUAUCUCUGCCAUCGGAGUUACGUCCAUCUACUGUCCUGACGGCCUCACGUGGGACGUGUGGGAGCAAGGCAUGGCGGCAUUUCAAUGCAAGUAGCAAGUUGCAUUGGUCAUGAACCUGCCCAGCUUACACCUCUAUUAAGUAUGAGCAACAUGAGCAUCGGAAAUGCAGCGUAUGGAGUACUUUGCGACCGUGUAUUCCUCAAACUGGAUCAAUUCGGCCUGCGACAGCGUACAUAUUGUUGCUGGCCAAGUGUUCCUUCCAUUGGGGGGAUUCGGGCCCUCGUUCGCCGAGGUAGUCCAAGGAAUCUGCCCAUUUCGUUCACAGGCCUGUGGUAGUGACUUGUCCAUGCCAACCGAUAUGAAACGAGCGGCGGUACGUACCGAAUCGGUUUGCCACUCGCCAAGAAAUCUUUGAAGGUACUCUGCAAAGUACAGGAUGGACCCCAACUUUGUUUUAUUGAGUUCGAUUGGCUUGGGCCUCCAUUUGCUGUCGCAAGUAAAUCUCCUGCAACGACGGACGGUGGACCACCGAUUGGCCACGGACUUGCUCAAGAGAUAAUUGAAUGCGCAUCAAGUCAUUCUUGAGGUCACGAUGUUGGGAUUCGACGUCACGAAAUACCCGAUCGACGCGCCGUUCCAUCUUGCAACGCGGGUCACGUCUCGACAUGACACAGUACCCUAGCGCACCCGCGGCAAUUGUCCAAAACCACGCGGAGCGCGGCGAAUCGCGCUUUGAAUAGUAAUAGUGAUUGUGGUACGCGGGACCGGCAGGUGGAGGAAUAGGCGAUGUGGUGGUGGAGAACGGGCUGCAACGAGGGUGCGGGGCCUUCAUGCGCAUGGCCUUGAUGGCCCCCAUGAUAGGGCGAAGUGCACGUUGCAUAUAGAUACGAGGUUGUUUGCAACGAAAGAUCGCUCUGGAUCGCCCAACGCACUCUUGAACGCGGCUGCGAUCAAG